GCUGUGGAGCAGCAUGGGAGGAGUGAGGAAGAGGAGGAGUGGAAAACCCAGGGAGGAGAGAAAAGGAGCGAAGGAAUGUCCGAGCUGAGGCAUUGUGUUCGGUUAUCGCAGCAGCAGGGAGAGGAGGGCGUGGCUCUGCUGGGAAGUGGAAACCCACCGAGGAGGAGGCGUGACUCGCUGACUUGGAGAGACUCGGAGCGGCUCGGCCAUGUGGGGAUGAGAUGCGAUAGAUUCAUCUGGAUCACAGGAGGAAGGAAAACAACGUGUAGACGUAAGCUCAUUUAAAUUCCUGGCAUUUUGGAAAACUCUUCUGCUCUGAAAUUGGAUUGCAAACUUAACAUCCUGAUGGGAGUUUGACUGACCACUUCUCCUCAAAUCGAUCUGCGUUGACUCCUCUUCAGUCCCUGAGUGCCUGGUUGACAGGUUGGAUAUUUUAAUUUGACACCUGACCCAGUUGAGGAUGAGCGGAGCAGGAGACGUGGUGUGUGAAGGCUGGCUGCGAAAAUCCCCUCCGGAGAAAAAACUGCGACGUUAUGCAUGGAAAAGGCGGUGGUUCGUCCUGCGUAGUGGUCGGCUGAGUGGAGAACCAGACGUUCUGCAGUACUACAAGAACCAGCAUUCCCGGCGGCCAAUUGGGACCAUCAACUUGAAUCUGUGUGAGCAGGUCGACGCCGGCCUCUCCUUCACUAAGAAGGAGCUGGAGAGCAGCUUUGUCUUCGACCUGAGAACCGAGGAGAGGACCUGGUACCUGGUGGCCGAGUCUGAGGAGGACAUGAACCGCUGGGUCACGUCCAUCUGCCUCCUGUGUGGCUUCAACCCUACCGAUGACGCUGCAGAAAGACAAUUAAGGUCCAACUCUGCCUCCACCUCCGUGACUGCAACCAGAGGCACGCCUACUAUCACCAUGGUAACGGGGUCCAUCCCACCCCCAUACGACCCUGUGAAUGUGCGUCAUCUGGAGCACGAUAGCAGUGCAGAGGAUGACUACCUGUGGCUAUCAAACUGCCAGAGUCACACCAGGCCUGCUUUGGGUUCAUCCACCUCUCUUGAGACGGACUACAGUGGUAACCUCGACCCUCCUCCCUUGGCCACCUACUCCUCCUCCUCUUCCUGCUCUUCCUCUUCUUCUCUUCCUCCAACCAGCCUUCCACCUCCAUCCUCGACCGGGUUCAGGUCGGCUCCUUGGACAGUGGUCGCCAUGGCGAGCCCCCUCAGCCAGUCCCUGGACGCCACCAUGACUUCCGACUUCCAGAAACGAGCCGCCCGGUCUCACGGCCACCCCUCCCCUCAUCCCAGGAAGCACUCCUUAGAUUUCCACCUGCGUCCAGCUGCCAUAACACUCAGCGAUGACAACCGCCCCAACGCUCAUCCUUCAAGCACCACGAGUGGCUACCAGGUCCCCCGUCCAGCAUCCACCCCUCAGCCGCCUCCCCCACACCGGCCCUCUUCUACGCCCAGCGUGGACUCGCUAACUCAGGCCGAGCUCCACGCCGCCAUCCCGCCUCCUCCUCCUCGGCCGCCCAAGCCCCCCACCGUCACACUGCAUGGAGAGAUCGCCGCUGUUGACACAGGGCCUGGUGCACCACCAAGAGCCAACUCUGAACCAGAGAGGAGAGACGAAGGCAUCAACAGAGGAGCGCUGACAAAAGGGAGCGAAUCUGUCUUCAUUCCUCGGCCUCAGUCUGACAGAGCCACCAUGUUUGAGUUCAGCGAGAGCUUCAACACCUACUUUUUUAAUAAAGGCAUGGUACCUCUGGGAAGCCUUUGUUCUGAAGAUGACGAUCUGGAUGAAAGUUAUGUUCCCAUGAGCGCCUCCACCAAUGAGCCACCGGUUGCACCGAGGGCUAAUCCAGGGGGUCCAUCAGACUUUACUGCUGAGCUCCAAGAUGGCAACUACGUCCCAAUGACUCCACUGACCUCCUCCCUACCUGCUUAUCCCAUUGCUGCUACAGGUGACCUGGCAUUGCUGGGGAGGCAAGUGCCUCCGCCGGCCCACAUGGGUUUUCGUAAUUCCACAAUGACUCCAGUCAUUCCCUCCACCCCGCCCCUGCGGAGGAAUACAAUGCACAACACCAGCGUAGGUGAAGCUGAAGUCGUUCCUCCUCCGAUCCACCGCAACCUGAAACCUCAGCGGAAAGGAGUUUGUGGCAGUCAGUCUGCGGAGAAGAACAGCAGCCAGAUCCCUGCAGAGGCCACACAUAAAACAAAAGUAAAACCAGCUCCUCUGGACAUAACUCCGGUGUCUCAGGACUGGCAGGAAGUCCCGCCUCCUGUUCGCUCACCUGUCACUCGGACCUUCACUCGAGGUCCGUCCAUUCGUGGGUCAUUCUGGCCGAGCUCGGCCCAAAGCUCAUCCCCAUCUUCUGAUUCUGAUGACCCUGACGACAGCUACGUAACCAUGGUGACCUCCAGCCUCAGUCAAAGUGCUGGGGAGCAGUCGCUGAGGAAGAUGCUGCACCGCGGCUCUGAGGGUGGAGUCAGCAGCCCGUUGGUACAACGAGCUGAAAAACAGGUGGAGUAUCUGGACCUGGACCUCCACACAGGACGAUCGACACCAACAAGACAGAAACGCUCCACAGCAGAAGGUGGGCCCAGCAGCAGUGAUCACGCUGCAGCAGGUGAUGAACGAGCGCGCGGCGACCGCAGGCGGGUGGACUACGUGGUGGUGGACCCCAAACGGACCAAGGCCCUGAAGAACACCCGGGAAGCGUGGCAUGAUGGGAGGAUGUCCACAGAAAAAGAGAAAAGCUAGACAUGCUGGGGCAAAAAAACUCCCAGCUGUUUGGAUCACCUUCCUCACUAUCAGACAAACAGACAUCAAUGUUUGUUUAAAGCAAUAAAUCUUGUUUUCUUUCUUCUUAAAGGGGCAGUAUCACGUAUUUUGUAUCAAGUACCUAUGUUACCUUCUGUUGUAAAAAUUCUACUUAUGUCAAGUAUGACGUAAAAAACAAAAAUUACUUUGCAAAUUUACGCUUUGAAAUUGGGCCUCUGUGUGUUUAAUAGACUCCUGCUCU
Xiphophorus maculatus (southern platyfish) is the source of this 3014-nucleotide messenger RNA. Its product is annotated as GRB2-associated-binding protein 1-like. The record is from RefSeq and is a predicted model, not a curated record. The coding region runs from base 461 to 2752 and encodes 763 amino acids. The transcript has 13 exons. NCBI's taxonomy places the organism in Eukaryota, Metazoa, Chordata, Actinopteri, Cyprinodontiformes, Poeciliidae.